AUGUAUGCCCUUCUUAUAAUAUUUAAAGCCGACUUCCAUCUUGACGCGUCUGAGGAUGUCACCAUAAAUGGUUACUCUUCCUCAGGCUCCAUCCGAGCCUCACCUCAGAUCGCUAGUUCGCAGACCAGUGAGCGCCUCGAUUCCGGAGUCGGUCUCCAGCUUGCCAGUCCCUGGACGCAGGCCGGUACCAUCGCUUUCGAUGUCGGCAGCAGCGGUCUUCUCGAUGGCUUGUCCGAGUCACCCAAUAUGGCGGCUGAGUUAUUCGGUAGCCUCGAGUGUAUCGGCAGAGAGGGCUUCUUCUCGUAUCGGCCGUCGAGCGGUUCAGAAAGCAAUCUGGCCGAGAGCCUGACCACCAGUCCAUCUAUUCGGCUCCUGGAUCCUCUGGAAUUGGCAACCUGGAAACAAACAACGGUCGCCCUGACCACGCUUGCUAGCCACAGACAGACGACGGGAGAGCAUAGCUUUGAGCCCAUUGCGGAAGAGGACGAGGCAGCCGUUGACGCCACACUGGCCGAGCACGCCUCAGCGGUGAGGAGCACACUCAGGGACCUUGAAAGCCUGGUUUGUCAUUCUGUCUUGGAUCUGUCUUUCCUCCCCUUCACACUGGAGGACCCAGAACUCCUGACAUAA
Protopolystoma xenopodis is the source of this 630-nucleotide messenger RNA. NCBI's taxonomy places the organism in Eukaryota, Metazoa, Platyhelminthes, Monogenea, Polystomatidea, Polystomatidae. The record is from the annotation of a GenBank genome assembly.